AUGGAGAAACCCUUCGUUCCAAGCCUGACCGGCCUAACAGAGGACUCGGAAUACAGCCGAUUGAACGAUGGCAAGCUGCGGCCCACCUUCCAGGAACAACUACGGAAGUUGAUGCCAAUUGUGGAAUGGCUGCCCGCCUACCAAUGCAGGGAGACGUUGCUGAAGGACUUGGGCUCGGCGAUGACUUUGGGCUGUGUGCUCUUUGCCCAGUCCUUGGCACACGCUGAUCUUUGUAAGGUGACGCUGAUCACAGGGCCUUACAGCUGCCUGGCACCACCGCUCUUUUACGCCCUCUUUGGGACCUGCGUGCAGGCGUCCAUCGGCACGGGGGGCUUGAUCUCCUUGCUCACGGGGGAGCAGCUCGCCGACUUCGGAGACCUUGAGGAACGGACCCACGCAGGUGCCAUUUUCACCUUGCUGGUCGGCGUGAUGAUCAGUGCCAUGGGCAUUUUCCGCUUGGCCUUCUUGGUCCGCUUCCUCUCCAAGCCAGCACUGAGUGGCUUCAUCUCUGCUUCGGCGAUCCUGAUCAUGCUUUCCCAAGUCAAACCUGCCAUCGGCCUACCGAAGUCGGACGUGGGAGGCAUCAUGAGCAUCGCCUUUUUGCAUCCCAAAGAGUUGGAUGACCUCAAUCCCGCCACGGUGCUUUUCAGCUUCAGUUGCUUGAUUUUCCUUCAACUUUUUAAGCGGCUGAAGGCGUCCCGCAGUCGUGUGGUGAAGCUCAUGUCGGAGUUUAAAGAAGUGAUUCUGCUCCUGGUUUCUUCGUUGGUGUCCUGGCAGUUCUCGGAGGAGUACCAGAUCGCCGUGAUCGGCCACGUGCCUGCCGGCAUGCCCACAGUGCAGUGGCCCUUGCGGACCAGUGAUGACUGGGUGCUUGCUCAGCAACUAUUGCCAGGUGCGGCGAUGGUGGCAUUGGUGACCUUUCUGUCCUCCUUCGCGGCCGCGCGGAAGUUCUCCUUAAAGGCAGGGUACCAAGUGGUGGCCACCAAUGAGCUUUUGGGCUUGGGUGCUGCAAACGUGGCAGGUGCCUUUUGUGGCGCUGUGCCCACGCAGGCGGGCCUCAGCCGGAUGGGAAUUGCAGCCUCCAUGGGCGUGAAGAACAUGCUAGGCGGGAAUGUGUUCACUGCUGGAAUGGUGGGACUCAUUCUGCUGCUCUUGAGCCCCUACCUGUUCUUCGUGCCCAGGUGUGCACUAAAUGUGAUCAUCAUUAUUGGAGCUUCCACUUUGACCGAGUUCUCCCACGUCUGGUGGCUUUGGUCCCUACGCUCCACGCGCACGCGCCAGCGCACCUACGUCACCGACUUCUUGGUUUGGUGGGUGGCCUUUCUUUUCACCCUGUUCUUGGGGGCCUUAAAAGGGAUUCUUGGCGCAGUGGUGGUCUCGUUGGUGUUGAUCGUCUACCAGGUGGCCGACCCACCCAUCACCACCCUGGGCUACUGCCAGUGCCGGCAUCGCUGGCUCAAUGUCAAGGAGCGCCGAGACACCGAGCAGCACCCGGGGGUCCUGGCCGUGCGCCCUGAAGGGCCCUUGUUCUACGCCAACACCGAACGCUUGGAGGAGUGGUUGGACGAGAUGGAGAUUUCCGCCAGUAUGGCGGGGUGCCCGGUGAAGGCCAUCAUCCUGUCCUUCGCGGCCGUUUCCUUCAUGGACACCUCGGCGCUGGAGGCCUUGUCCACCAUGAUCGAGGCCUAUGCCAAGCGAAACAUCGUCCUUUUGGUCGCACAUGCCUCUGGCCAGCCACGGCAGCUGUUGAUGCAUGCGCUAGGCGAUGGCUUUCCGGAGAACUCUUUGUCCACUCCCUGGACUGUCGAGGAGUGCGUCCAGCACUUGCUGCAACAACAGCUGCAGGCACAAGAGUUCCAUCGAGAGGUGAGUGGAGAUUCUCGAACAUCUGCGAUGGACAUGUCACCGAUGAUGGCCUCGUCGAACCCAAACCUCAAGGUUCGCCGCGUGCGUUCCUUACCCUCCAUGCCGUUGGAGAGCGACUCCGACGAAGGAGGUUUACCUUCUCCGCAGUCAAGCUGUUCAUGGCAGAUCAAGCCCCUGCAAUCCUCGGUGCAGUGGGCAACAGGUCGGCCUGGGCCUAGUGAGGAGGAGGUGAUCUGCAAGGCUGAGAAAGGGCGCGGUCUGCGUCUGCGCACCGCACAUCCAGUGACACUGCUGUCACUGCGAGUGGCACUGCUGUCACUGCGAAAUCGCAGUGCCAAAGGUGAUCAACGGAGGAGUGACGCAGAGUCGCUUCAGCUCAUGGUGGGUUCUGUGAGGAAAGGCGAGGCGGCGAUGCCACGCUCCGGUCAUGGCGUGGCCUCGGAGGAGGGGAUGGCAACGGGGCAUGGCAAGGGUGACCUUGAGCGACGGCUCAACGUGGGUCUUCAGACCUUGCCGAGUGGAUUCAGCGCCUUCCCGGUGGCCAGGCAGAGCUUGUUCCACCGUCGCUCGGUGGACGCGGAAAAAAACGCGUUUUCGGAGCGCGAGUGGCAGGCCUUGGGCGGCUCGAAAGGUGUUGGCCAAGGGGCGACUCUGAAACUGAAAGGAUCCAAGGGGAUCUUUGAUCAGAGGCGGUCGUUCGAGUCUCGCGUCGCGGUCGGAGCACGUCGAGUCGAGGCGGUGACGGCCCCGGUGACGGCGCGGGCUGGACCUCACCAGCAGAUCGACCGCUUUCACGGAGAUCACGAGCUGUCUCGGAAGGCACCACCGCUCUCGGCCCGGCCGGGCAAGGUGGUGUUCGUGGGCUUCGCAGAGUUCGACAUGGACGGCCGCGCCUUCACCGGCGGGGAGAUGGAUCGGAUGAUGAUGAUUUCAGCAUCUCAGAAGUAUCCCUGCUCUCGGCCAGCCACCUUCGACGAGUACGCAGAGCGCUGUAUCUUGGGUCUUCCCGAGCGCAACAACUGCGGGCGCGAUGUGGUCUUCGUGGGCCCUGGAGCCACCGGCUGUGAGCUGUUCCACACCAACACCUUAGGAAUCCAGAAAGCGGUGGUGUCCCCGCACGACAUGUUCGAUGGCACCUGGGGGAAUGCCUCCCUCUAUGGCCGGAAAUGCAUCCUCUGCGUCUACCCCGUGCAGCGCCUGAAAAAGCAACAAAGCCUCACACAGUUCGGUCUGGCCCGGCAGACGAUCGGCAAGCCGGGAGACCCGAGGAUCAACAAUCAUGCGGGCAUGCGGGGAAGCUCGUGGUGGCUCAAACUGAGGAUGUCAACUUAA
Messenger RNA from Durusdinium trenchii, 3198 nucleotides. NCBI's taxonomy places the organism in Eukaryota, Dinophyceae, Suessiales, Symbiodiniaceae. The record is from the annotation of a GenBank genome assembly.